Messenger RNA from Acinonyx jubatus (cheetah), 1522 nucleotides. RefSeq names its product keratin-associated protein 10-2. The transcript has 4 exons. The record is from RefSeq and is a predicted model, not a curated record. The coding region runs from base 413 to 1021 and encodes 202 amino acids. Lineage: Eukaryota; Metazoa; Chordata; Mammalia; Carnivora; Felidae.
CAAGGAGAAGAGGCAUCCCAGGCUGGGGGAGCAGCUCGGGCAGAGCCUCGGGGGUGGGAGAGAGGGUAGGCGUUUGGGGAGCUGCUGGGACUUCAGUAUGGCUGGAGUGGAAAGGAGGAGGAGGGAGGCUGAGGUGGGCAGGGCUAGCUCAGGGCUUUGUCACCGAGAUAAGAAGUUUGGACUGAGUCACUGGGAGCCAUUGAAGGACUGGAAGGAAAGGACAGAUACACAACACAGCUGGGAUGGGAAGGGGCAGAAUUGCAGGUUGGAAGGCAGUCAGCCGCCAGUAAUGUGGCCUAAGGGACAGUAAAGUAGUACAGAGGAAUCAGAGACAAUAGAUAUGUUAUGGAGAGGCAUUCUGAGAGGAAGAGCAACACAUCUUGGAACAUUCUAGAAUGAUCAACAGGUACCGAUGGUGCUGAAACGGGGGCGACAGAGGAAGGUCACAUUUGGGGAACAGGAUAGUGUAGUCCCAAUGACUCUCUCCCCAGCAUCUGAUGGCUGUUCCUCCCCUCUUCCCAGCCACCUCCGGUGUCCCUCCUGGUAUUUUUGCCUUCCUGCAGCCCCUCCCACCUCCUUGUCACCCCUUCCUCCUGUGCUUGUCCAGGCCUCCUCUAGCCCGUGGAACCCAACCCCGGCUCCCGUCAGCAGUCCCUCCCUGCUGCUCCCCAUCCCUGCCAUCGUCUUCAUCGCUGUGGGCAUCUAUUUGUUGCUGCUCGGUGUAGUGCUGCUGACGAGACACUGCCUGCUGGCCCAGGGCUGCUGCACGGACUGCAGCUCCCCCUGCAGGAAGCAAGGCGCUUCCCGGCCCCAGGACUGUUGCUGGACCUGUGCGGAAGCCUGCGACUUCCCUCUGCCCAGCCCUGCCCGCUGCCUGGAUGCCUGCUGCCCCCAGCCCACCGAAGCUGGUUGGGCCUCUCGCUGCCCUCGCUGCUGCCCACUCUGCGACUGUGCCUGUGCGUGCCAACUUCCUGACUGCCAGAGCCUCAACUGUCUCUGCUUUGAGAUCAAGCUCCGAUGAGGACCCGGAGUCCUUGCCCUUUGGGGAGCGGCCAACCUCCUGGGCUCACAUGUCCCUUUCUCUGAGGGGCCACUGGACACCUUUCUCUAGGCCACUGGAACCACAAAUGGCCUGCCCAGCUCAUCAGCCCAGGAACCAGCUGUGGAGAGCCUGGCUUCCUGCAGAGCAGGACUCAGAGAGCCCUUGGCCCGCUGGACUGCAACCCCUUUGGGGGGCCAGGAGGGAGAGGGGCUAGUGCUCUGGCAGGUGCCCCUCCCCGCCUCUCCUCCUCCCCACAUAAACUGUUAAAAUUGAAGGUGAGGGUGGGAGACACUGCUCACCACAGACCACAUUAUGGGACAAACUUGAGCCUUGAGCGCCAGGAUAUAGGGGUACCACAACCACACCUUGUCCACGGACUCUUGGUUAUUUUGAGAUCCCUGGCAAAGAUUGAUUUCUCUUGACAACCUUUGAGGGCCUCAGGCUGGAUUUCCAAGGAAGAAAUUUCCUCAGAUGGACGGG